Molecule: messenger RNA, 1284 nt
Organism: Theileria equi strain WA
Lineage: Eukaryota; Apicomplexa; Aconoidasida; Piroplasmida; Theileriidae
Exons: 7
Coding region: 1-1284 (427 amino acids)
Biological process (GO): transmembrane transport
Molecular function (GO): transmembrane transporter activity
Source: RefSeq, a predicted model, not a curated record
AUGGAAGAUAGCGGUAGUGCCGUUUCCAAGUCUCCAAAGAGAGGACUGGAAGUCUUCCACAAACAAAAGUUUGUAUUCUCGCUAAUAAACUUGGCGGUGUUUGUAGAAAACUUUAAUCUCCAGUUCCUGUUCUCAUCAAUGAGGGGUCUGGAGGUAUCGCUGGGAUUCUCGCCGGAGAUGCUGUCCAGGUUCACCAUGGUGGAGGAACUAUCCGCAGUCGCAUUCAUCCCGGUUUGGGGGCUUUUAUGCGAUUUAUUUGAGAUGAAAUACAUACUUAUGCUGGCAAUAUUCCUCUCUGGUCUGCUGUCAAUGGUGCUGAGUACCAUCUCAAAUUUUGGACUGAUGUUGGCAGUGCGUGUAAUAAACGGAGCCACAAUUGGAAGUGUUACUCCUUCCACUCAGAUAUAUGUGGUCAGGAUGAUGAAUGUUGGCCUUGGAAUCGCAUUUGGGAUCUUAUACUCUGUAGCAUCUGUAGCUAGGCUAGUGUGUUCACUUAUUGUAACUAAAUUAUCCCCAAAGACAGUUUGUUAUCAUACAUCUCGGAUAAUCUCCGUGAAUCUUUCUCGACUAAAACAUCAAAACUCGUUCUCUUUUUUGUGCUACUUCACCGACGGACCAUUCAUUUCCCUUUCCUUUCUAACGUUAUACUUUCAACACACGGGAUUGUCUGAUUUUAAGGCAGGAUUAUUCACUGGUCUAGUAAUUAUAGGUUCCGCAAUUGGUGGCGCUCUUGGAGGCGUUGCUACAGAAUACUGCCACAGGAAAUCACCAAAUUAUGGAAGGAUACUCUUCGGGAUCAUUUGCACGGUUUUGAGACUAUUUGCAAUUUCUAUGGUUCUCUUCCUAGUUUUGGAUGACUAUGGAAAAAGUGCUGAGCCGUUGCUGACAACUUUUCUAUUCAUAACUGGAACAACACUUUUCACCAUUUACUAUGUGGAUCGCGGAGGUUACAAUGCCAGAAGUAGAUGCAUUGCUGGAAUUGGGAGUGGUCUGACCUUCUCAACCUUAAUGGGAGCUAUACCGGAGCGAAUUUACGGCUACAGACCGAUAAGGAUCAACUUGGCGGAUGCCCCUGUGGAACAUGUAAGAAGGAAUGCAAUCGCACUGAGAAAUGCACUCUUUAUUGUCAAUGUUGGCACACUCUUGGUCUCCCUUUUUCUCUACGUAUUAAUAUGCUUCUCGUUCGGCUCUGACGCAGCGUAUAUUCGAGAGCGAGUAAAGCUAGAAAGCACUGAAAUUAACACGGUUAAAAAGUCUGAUGAAAGGAAUGAAUGUCGAGUCUAG